Messenger RNA from Eleginops maclovinus (Patagonian blennie), 2962 nucleotides. RefSeq names its product aquaporin AQPAe.a. The transcript is spliced from 6 exons. Gene Ontology annotation, biological process: water transport; transmembrane transport. The coding region runs from base 244 to 1104 and encodes 286 amino acids. Gene Ontology annotation, molecular function: water channel activity. Gene Ontology annotation, cellular component: plasma membrane. The record is from RefSeq and is a predicted model, not a curated record. NCBI's taxonomy places the organism in Eukaryota, Metazoa, Chordata, Actinopteri, Perciformes, Eleginopidae.
UGCAACCUUGUGUGUGUGCACAGGAAGACUUGAUUGGUGCGGGGUAAGGAGAGGGUGAGGAGAAAGAGACUGAGAGAGAGGGGAGGCUACCCUCUUCAAAGGACCUCUCAGACUCUACAAGUUAAUGAGGGAUUUAGCACAGACCCUGAAGCCCUCAGACACUGACAGCUUCACACUGACAGAAGGACGAGCAGACAAACAGACGGACUUACACAGAAAAAAUACAGACUUUUUGAGUUUGAAAUGACGUGGCGUGAGCUACGAAGUCGGCAGUUCUGGUGCGCCAUUCUUGCUGAGCUGCUCGGCACCAUGGUCUUAGUCAGCGCUGUGCUGGGGGCCUCUGUGCCGGGCCCGGGAGAGGCCCUCACGGGACCCCUGUACCCAGCAGUGGCAGUAGGGGUGACAAUUAUUGCGCUGGCACACUGUUUUGGAGAAAUAAGCGGGGCACAGGUGAACCCUGCAGUGACUCUGGCUCUGUUGGCCACUCGCAAGGUGGAUGUUCUCAGGGCCGUUGUUUAUAUUGCUGCACAGUGUUUGGGGGCCUCUUUAGGAGCGGGGGCCCUCUACCUGGCCCUGCCCGUCAAAUCCACUGCAGAGAUCUUCAUCAACAGGGUUCCCAUAGAGCUGAAUGCCGCCCAGGCUCUGGGCAUGGAGGUGUUGUGCACCUUCCAGAUGGUUUUCACCGUGUUCUCAGUGGAGGAUCAGCGGCGGAGGGAAUGCCCAGAACCAGGAAACCUGGCCAUAGGAUUAGCACACACUGCUGGAGUACUAAUGGGGGGGCGCUUCUCCGGUGCUAGUAUGAACCCUGCACGGUCUCUGGGUCCAGCCAUCAUCACAGGCUUAUGGGAAAAUCACUGGGUGAGAGAGAGCCUCAGAAUCCAGAUGCAUGUUUAUUGGAUUGGUCCGGUGAUGGGAUCCAUACUGGCCGGAGUGUCCCAUGAGUUCUUCUUUGCACGCAGCGCAUCUCGCCAGAAGUUGGUGGCAUGUCUGACCUGUAAGGACAUCGAGAUUGUUGAGACGGCCAGCAUAACGGGAUCGUCUCUGUCCACAGUCACACAGAAUGCCAUCAGAGCAAAGCAGGCCAACAAACAGGACAACAACUGAGGACACAAGCAUGAAGAAACCACAUACUUACAUGCAUGCAUAUGCAUAGUGUGCCGUUCAUCAGAACAUCAGGCUUUUAUAAAAAUGUUUUAAAAAUGAUAUCUACAGAUUAAUGUAGUGUAGGGGCAAUCAUUUGAUAGUUCAGUUCAAAUGUUUUUAAGCACUUUAUGAAGGAAAUGAAGAAAUACUAAAUAUAUUACUUGAACGAAAGUAUUAACACAUCAAGAGCAAACUCAAUUGUCUUAUAGUUUUAAGAUUGACUGGUGUUGAUAUCGGCUUUCUUUCAAACGUUCAUGUGCAAAAACCUGUACACAAUCAUUAUUUUUUGCAUCAAAUUUCCUUAAAAUGGCCCAAGCCCUUAGGUACUCAAAAAGGUUGUUUGGAUAUCAACGUUAUUUAGUUUAUAAUUACAUAAAACAGGAAAAAAGAGAAUAUUUUCACAUUUUAGAAACUGGAAUCAGUGAAUGUUUGCCAUUUGUGCUAGAAUCAUAAUAUAACUAUUAGCAGAACAGGUGAAGAUUUGUUGUCUCGAAGGAAACAUUAGUGAUUGAAUAACGUCAAUUUAAAUCACCAAUAAUUAAGACACAUGAUUUGCACCUGGUAAAAAAGUCAUAUCUUCAGUGUUGAAGGAUUGCAGGCUCUGCUUUAAGUAUUGCCAUAAAGAGAUCAGAAGUCAAUGUUUUGAUAAUACCAGAUUACACAGAAACAUAUAUUUUGAGUUGACAGUAGAAGAAAAGUAGCUAGAAGGUGGCAGAAAAAUUAAAAUACUCCAUCAAAGUGAUCAGAAACAGAAAACAUUGUCAAAUAUCAAGUGUCAUGUUAUUUAAGGAUAUAACACGAUGUAAAAUGUGACAUUCUGCUGAAUUACGGCCACUUUAACCUCAAUUUACAUUUGAGAGAUGAUAAUAUGUAACUAUAGACACUAGAGAGUAGAGAAGAGUAUUACGUUUGGCAAACUAUUUAGUGAUAGAAGAAGAGAAAGAGAAAGUUCAAUGUAAAUAGUUUGGCAUGAUUUUAAGUUAGUAUUUUUGCAAAGCAUCAUGUCCCUGCAGGUGUCCUUUUGAUUUUGUAUUUUUUAACUGUUACUGUGUAAAUGUAAAACAAAAAAAUGUUGUUUAUGUGGCAAUGAGUAAAACCUUUGAAACUGUCACUGAGUCCACCUGACACAUUACAGUGUGCUAUCCUUUCAAUGUGCACUCUCGCAUGAAGCAUUACCGGCACAUUCUGCAGGCUAUACUUUCUGGAUAAAACUCGUCUUUCCCUGUUGCUUUUGUUUUGAGACAAAGCUGCAUUUAUAGGGGCUGAAUGUGUCAUCUGAGGUCCUAGUUGGCUGUCAUUACUGCAUGUAGAGGUGCAGGCGAUAUUGUGAAAUUCAAUAUUGUGUCUUUCAAAUUUGCACAUCAUUAAAAUGUAUAAUGGAGACUCAUUAAAACACAGCUGAAAAACACUCCUAUGUUUGCAAUGUUCAGUUUCAUCCCUCAUCAGUGAUCGCAUUGAAAUGCUAAAAAGGUCCUUGCGCUGCAUUGAGGGUUCAAUGAUUCUGCAAAAUGUCUCAUGUUCGUGCCUGUUGUAGCGUUCGUCUCUUCUCUAAGGCAUCCUAUUCACAAUUUAAUGGGCCUUCAUACCUCUGUAAUGGCUCUAAAGAAAGGACACCUUCAGAGGAAAUACGCUUUGUAAUCUGAAGUGUGUGUGUGUGUGUGUGUGUGUGUGUGUGUGUGUGUGUGUGUGUGUGUGUGUGUGUGUGUGUGUGUGUGUGUGUGUGUGUGUGUGUGUGUGUGUGUGUGUGUGUGUGUGUGUGUGUGUGUGUGUGUGUGAGAGAGAAACAAUACCUUUUGCUUUUAUGAAACCUUUAUAUGUA